Messenger RNA from Chaetomium globosum CBS 148.51, 2031 nucleotides. RefSeq lists its product as uncharacterized. The record is from RefSeq and is a predicted model, not a curated record. Gene Ontology annotation, cellular component: cytoplasm. The coding region runs from base 1 to 2031 and encodes 676 amino acids. Lineage: Eukaryota; Fungi; Ascomycota; Sordariomycetes; Sordariales; Chaetomiaceae. Gene Ontology annotation, molecular function: magnesium ion binding. The transcript has a single exon. Gene Ontology annotation, biological process: L-serine biosynthetic process; dephosphorylation.
AUGUCUCAGACAAAACCCAUUGUCAUCGGGCUGUAUGGCGUCCCUGGAUCUGGGAAAUCGACCUUGUUGCAGAAUCUGAAAUGCAAACUGGCCGACAAACAGUUCGUCUUCUUUGACGGAUCUGCGGUGAUCGCCUCACUCGUCCCUGGAGGCCUUGCCGAGUUUCAGCGGGCCACUGAAGACGAGAAAACGCGAUGGCGCCAGGCUGCCAUUGAGGCAAUCGGCAGAGAAAGUGCGGGAAGUGGACGGGCUGCGGUUAUCGCCGGCCACUUUAUGUUUUGGCCGGAAGGAGACAAGGUCGGGCACACGGUCCACACACAGAGCGACUUGGAUACCUACACGCACAUCAUAUAUCUCAACACCCUCCCAGAGACCGUGGGAACAUGGCGCCUCAAGGACGACUCAAGGGCACGGCAGCCCGCCUCUGUUCAGCACCUGCGCACUUGGCAAGAGGCGGAGAAGAUGGAGUUGCGCCGUCUCUGCCGCAGCCACGGAAUCCUGUUUACAUCAGUGGCCUACCCAGCCGAGGACAUGGAUGCGGUUAUGGCCAUGCUGCAAGACUUUCGGCAGCAUACUGAAGAGCACAACCUCUCCUGUGCCAAGGAUCGCCUCGAUCAGCUCAUCGAUAGUCAGCGUCGGCAGCAUGCAGAAUUGCAGACCGCACUGGUUUUGGAUGCCGACAAGACUUUGGCGGCAAAUGACACUGGACUCUUGUUCUGGGGGGCUGCCGUCAAAUCCGCUUCACAUCAGGCCCACUCGACCGCGGACGACUGCUCUCUGAGCAGUUUGUUCAGCAGCCCGCUUGGGUACUCGUACACAGCCUUCCGCCAGGCAAUGCUUUUGUACGAGGAGCAGGCCCCCCAGGAUGAGUUCAACGCUAUUUGCGAGAGAGUCGCGUCGUCGGUUACAUUGUACCCAGGGAUGCUGUCUAUCCUGAGGUAUGUGAGGGAGCAUCACCACAUUGCGGCAGUGGUGGUGACAUGCGGACUGCGCCUCGUUUGGGAGAUGGUGCUGGCUAAGGCGGGACUGUCGGAGACUGUCCAGGUAGUCGGCGGUGGCCGAAUGUCGGAUGGAUUUGUCAUGACAGCCGAGGUUAAAGGAGCGUUGGUUGCCCGGAUGCGCGAUGUCCAUGGUUUGUAUACCUGGGUCAUUGGAGACAGCCCUCUGGACCUUCCAAUGAUGCAUGAAGCCCACCAGGCCCUCGUUGUGGUGGGAGACGUGAGUUAUCGGAGCAAGUCAAUGGAUAAGCUCCUAUUGAAUGCUAUCGACGAGCGUGGCCUCCGGGCCAGCCAGGUGCUGUUACCGAAAGAUGCGCCACCGCGGCUGGAUGCAACCAGGCUUCCGUCGGUGCAACUUGCAGAUGGGGAGUUCCGUGAAGCGCUGGUUCGCAAACGUGGCGCCAAGGACCGCCUCCGUCACGCGACGGACCAGAACGCAACCAAGCUCCUAAUGACACCAACCCGAGACGCGCGGGUGUUUGGGCCCGAUUUAAGGAAGGCCCAUAGGCGCGUCGGAUGGUACCUGGCAACGCUGUUUCUGGCGGAUAUUGUGGGCCUAGAACAGUACGAUAUCCCGCACGUGCAAAGCCGCAGUACAGAGGGGUAUCGGGUCCGGCACGAGAACAGGACGACGAUAGUAGCGCUGAUGCGUGGCGGCGAGCCCAUGGCCGUUGGAGUGAAUGACGCGCUCCCCGGCGCCAUGUUUCUCCACGCAAAGCAGCCGGACGAGUUAAGGCCUGGGCACAUCAAGGGGCAGUGUACAGUUGUGUUGGUGGAUUCGGUGGUGAACAGCGGGAAGUCAAUCGUGGACUUCGCUCAGCGAAUCCGCAGCUUCGAUGCGACCAUUUCCAUUGUUGUGGUUGCCGGGGUCAUCCAGACACAAUCCCUUGACGUUGCAGGGCUACUGGGCCGGGUUCUCGAAACUGAUAAAGCCUUGAGCGUGAUUGCAUUGCGCCUAUCGAACAAUCGGUUCCAAGGCAGAGGCGGCACCGAUACUGGCAAUCGGCUAUUCAACACGACUCACCUCGAUUAG